Molecule: messenger RNA, 2343 nt
Organism: Coniophora puteana RWD-64-598 SS2
Lineage: Eukaryota; Fungi; Basidiomycota; Agaricomycetes; Boletales; Coniophoraceae
Product: ubiquitin-protein ligase
Exons: 17
Coding region: 44-2284 (746 amino acids)
Biological process (GO): ubiquitin-dependent protein catabolic process
Cellular component (GO): anaphase-promoting complex
Molecular function (GO): ubiquitin protein ligase binding
Source: RefSeq, a predicted model, not a curated record
ACAGUCCCUCAUUAGUCCCUCAUUGACUCAAGGACGUACAUUCAUGGCCACGGACGCUCUUCGAGCUCAGGUUGCCGCAAAAUGGCAGGAAUCAUUCAACCGCCUCAACCGGAGUGAGCCAGGGAUAACGGGCCUGAUGUCAUUCAGUGAGGCUUGGAACAUCGCGAUAGAAGCACUGAGGCCAAAGGAUUUAAGCAUUUCCCCCACCGAUACCACUUCUUCCCUCCAACGCUGGAACGCAGUCAAGCCGUCUAAGCAACAAGUUCGGAAUGCGUUUGCGCUUGUGAACCAAUGCAGGAAGCUUCCCCAUCUGCUCGAGGUGUUCUUGGAGGAGAUGCGCAAGAAGCAACCCUUGAUCACACGCGAGGUCAUAAUGUACAUGGAGAGCUACGAGAGCACCAACGACGUUCAAAUUGUCACGAAACUCAUCGGCAGACUAGUCGAGUGGUACGAAGCGUGGAUGCCAAACCCAGAACUAGGACUCGGGCCCAUACCAACGACCACAUAUACCGCCUCUUUCCACACGUUUCUGUUCUCGAUCCUUCCGCCCACCUUCUCAGCAGGGUUCAAAGCGCUAGUGGAAACCACCAUCCGAAGUCCACCGCACACGUUCUCCCACCUAUGGCCGAUCUUUGAGUCCCUGGGCCUCAUUGACCGUUACGAGACACUCAUCGCCAGCGUUGGGUACGAGUUCAUCGAGGCGCAUGUGAAGGAGACCUGCCAGCAGCGGUGGGGACAGCCGUUGCUUCCCCAGCUCCGGACGUGGAUGGCGGACACGGUGGUACCCUGGAUGCUGUCACCUUACGCUCGCGGUGCAAAGAAUGUUGACGAGGCGAAGGUGAUGAUGCAAGGCGUCGGAUCACGCUUCGACUUCCACAUGCACAAAACGUUGUGCGACCUUAGAACGAGUGAAAUAUUCGGAAUCAUCGUUGACUAUCCCGAUUCUACCGGCGCGCUGCAAGACCUGAAGGAAUGUAUGAAUCGAGUGGAUCAGCGGUCCGACCUGGUGCACGCACUUCGGCAAACCAACAAGCGGCGUCUCCUACAUCCAGGAGCGGAUACAAAGGAUAUUCUCGCACAAUACGUGUCUACAAUCAAGUGUCUCCGUGUGAUUGAUCCCCCGGGUGUGCUUUUGUACAAAGUAGCGGAUCCCAUUCGCCGCUAUCUGAGAGAACGGCCGGAUACAAUCAGGUGUAUUGUCGCUAGCUUGGUCGGCGAUGGCGAAAGCGGGGAUUCGUUAGUCGACGAUAAUGAACCUAUUCAACCUCUCCAGCAGCCGGACGUUGAGAACUACACGGACCCGGAGUGGAAUCCCGAACCCAUCGAUGCAGGGCCAGACUUCCGAGCGAACAAACCUAGCGAUGUCAUCAGCACACUUGUCAGUAUCUAUGAUUCGAAGGACCUGUUCAUCAAGGAGCUUCAGGUUUUGCUUGCGCAACGCCUGUUAGCUGUAACGGAUGGUAACUAUGACCGGGAGCGUCGGAACGUUGAGAUUCUCAAGAUCAGAUUCGGAGAACCGGCGCUGCAAGUUUGCGAAGUCAUGUUGAAGGACAUGGACGACUCGCGACGGACGGAUCAACAUGUCCAAUCUCAAAAGACGAGCGACAUGCAUCCCACUAUCAUAUCCCGUCACUUCUGGCCCACUCUUGAGACCAGCGACUUGAAGAUGCCGGGCCAGUUCAAGGCGCUCCAGGAACGGUACGCAAAAGAAUAUUCUGUCUUCAAGCCAGACAAGUACCUCAAGUGGCUUCCGAACCUUGGGCGCGUACAUUUGGAGCUUGAGCUUGAGGAUCGCACAGUGGACGCUGAUGUGCCUCCGCUCGAGGCAGCGUUCAUCGAGCUUUUCUCGGAGAAAGAUGUAUGGGCUGUCGAUGAUCUGAUGUCCAAGGUUGGGACGGUGCCUCGAAGUGCCGCACUCAAAGCAUUAGGUACAUGGGUAGACUUGCACGUCCUGACGGAGGAUUCCGAAGGCGUGUUCCGUCUGCUGAAUGUCACGGAAGAUACGGGAGCCAGGGCACCCGUGCCUAGACCAGGAGCGGAAGAAGAGUUACCCUCAAUCAUGAGCGUGCAGCAGCAACAAGCAGAACAAAUGAAGGUUUACUGGAAGUUCGUUGAAGGGAUGUUAACGAACCUGGGUGCGCUUAGUCUGGAUCGCAUCCAGACCAUGCUAAAGAUCGCCCCUGGUUAUGAUCGGACCAUUGAGCAACUUGCAGGGUUUAUGGAGGCCGCACGCAGGGAAGGUCAUGUUUCAGUCAAGGAUGGGAUGUGGAAGCUCGCUCGUUGACUCGUUUUACUAGUGUUUUACUUCAUAAACAAUGUGCCCUCGCUAGAAGUGAAAGAAAA